AAUUCCGGAACGACACCGUGACGCUCAGAAACGCGGCGCAAACCCCAGAGUGGAUUUGCAGGUUUAUGUUGCAGUUUACGGCUGACCGGACUCGUAUAUGACGAAAUUCGCGCAGCGCAGCAAAAAGACGUGCGAAAUACGCGGGAACUCGACCGUCUCCUCACAGUUCUUUGUGCGAUGGAUGCAUGAGCAUUAAAAUCACUGGUAGCAUAAAUCUCUCGCAAUGCAUACGAAACUCUAAUUUCCGUGGCGCGUAAUUCGAAAAACAAAUAAACAACAAGAACAACAAUAACAAAAGCAUCAGCAGCAACAAAGUUGUGCCAGAAAACCAUUAACAUUUUCAGUCAGCUUCAAUCAGAGCAACGCAUUUGUGGAUGUGAGAAAGAAAUUAAAUAACCGAAACAAACAGAGCGAACGCGAACUGAAACGACAGCAAUAACAAACAAAUCAAGCGAAAUUCGGCAUUUAAAAUCCAAACAUAAAAAAUGUAAUGGAAAGCAUUAGUGCUCAUAAAAAAUGGAUUUACACAGCCUUUUUAAGGCCAUCCUGAUCCUAUAUGUCAUAAGAGCCGAGACCAGCCAGUUUGUAAAUGGACUGGAUCUACAGGGACCGAUUUUUCUCCAUGAGCCACCGCAUCGCGUCGAGUUCUCCAACAAUUCGGGCGGACUCAUAGAAUGCUCCGGGCAUGGAAGUCCCCCGCCGGAGGUGGAGUGGACCCCCAUCCCGCCGCAGCAGGACAUGGUGUUCCAGCUCUCCAACGGUAGCAUGAUGUUCUAUCCCUUUACGGCCGAGAAGUACCGCCACGAGGUGCAUGCCACAGUCUACAGAUGCAAACUGCGCAAUUUGGUGGGCACCGUGCUCAGCCGAGAGGUUCACGUGCGCGGCGUCGUCAACCAGAAGUACGCGGUCCAGGUGCACGAUGAAUACGUGAUGACGGGCAAUACGGCGGUGCUGAAAUGCCAGGUUCCCAGCUACAUGUCGGAAUUCGUAUUGGUCACCGCUUGGGUGCAGGACACCGGCAUGCAUUUGUAUCCGAACACGGACAUCGGUGGCAAGUACACUGUGCUAUCGAACGGCGAAUUGUACAUAAAUAAUGCGGGACCCAAUGAUGCGUACAAAAGCUACACAUGCCGCACUGUAAAUAGACUGACAGGUGAAGUACAAAUUUCCACAUAUCCCGGCCGCAUUAUUGUAACAGAGCCCAAGGGCAUGGUACAGCCGCGCAUCAACGUGGAGAAGCAUUCGAUGCGGCAUGUUGUCCUUAAUGGCCAAACAACGUUGCCGUGCAUAGCUCAAGGACAUCCGGUGCCAACAUAUCGGUGGUUCAAGGAGGAAAACGAGCAACUGCUGCCGCUGCAACUCAGCGAACGCAUCACCAUCGUAUCCGCAGGACUCCUCAAAAUCACCAAGGCACGUCUCGAGGAUAGUGGAAAAUAUUUGUGCUGGGUGAACAAUACGGCUGGCGAGGAGACCAUCCAAGUGUCGCUAACGGUGACAGCUCCUUUGACGGCGCACCUACAGCCACAGGUGCAGACGGUGGAUGUCGAUAAGGAUGCGCAAUUCCAAUGCAUUGUCUCUGGCCAUCCGGUCCACGAUGUCAACUGGCUGCACGACGGCAAACCCAUACUCAGGGACAAUCGGGUUGAGAUACUCACCGAUCCACCGCGACUGAUAAUUAAAAAAGUGCAAAAGGAGGACCCUGGCAUGUACCAGUGCUUCGUCUCCAACGAAUGGGAGCAGAUCCAAUCCACCGCUGAACUGCAGUUGGGCGAUGCCUCGCCGGAACUGCUUUAUUGGUUCUCGGAGCAAACGCUGCAGCCAGGACCAACGGUAUCAUUGAAGUGCGUAGCCACCGGAAAUCCACUGCCUCAAUUUACAUGGUCCCUGGACGGAUUUCCGAUACCAGACAGCUCGCGCUUUUUAGUGGGUCAAUAUGUUACCAUCCACGACGAUGUCAUCAGCCACGUGAAUAUAUCAAAUGUCAAGGAGGAGGACGGCGGGGAGUACACCUGCACGGCCCAGAAUGCAAUUGGCAAAGUCUCGCACAGCGCCAAAGUGAACAUCUAUGGAUUGCCUUACAUACGCGAAAUGCCAAAAAUAACAGGCAUUUCUGGCUCUGAUUUGAUUGUUAAAUGUCCCGUGGCUGGUUACCCCAUCGAUAAAAUUCACUGGGAGCGAGAUGGCCAAACGCUGCCCAUAAAUCGCAGGCAGCGUGCCUACAACAAUGGCACCUUAAUUAUCGAGCAACUGCAGCGCCUCGAGGAUGCGGGCACCUACACGUGCAUGGCGCAGAACAAACAAAAGCAAACAUCCCGCCGGAAUGUGGAGAUCCAAGUGCUGGUGCCGCCGAAAAUUAUGCCCAUCCAAGCCAUGACGAACAUGCUCCGCGAGGGAAUGCGCGCCGCCAUAUCCUGCCAAAUCCUCGAGGGCGACCUGCCCGUCAGUUUUCGAUGGGAGCGCAACGGAAAGCCACUGAUCGGAACGGGCAAUGAGGUUUUCCGCCGCCUGGAUGAGUAUUCCGCCAGUUUGGUCAUCGAGCACAUUUCCUCCGACCAUUCCGGAAACUACACCUGCAUCGCGAGCAAUGUGGCAGGUACGGAAAGAUUCACCGUACCCCUGACCGUGAAUGUACCGCCCAAGUGGAUCCUGGAGCCAAAGGACUCGAGUGCCCAGGCGGGUGCAGAUGUCCUUCUGCACUGUCAAUCCUCAGGAUAUCCCACACCGACAAUCACGUGGAAAAAGGCGAUUGGACCAACGCCAGGGGAGUACAAGGAUUUCCUUUACGAGCCCACAGUGCAGCUAUUUCCCAACGGAACCAUUUUCUUCAAGAAGAUCAGCAAGGAGUCGCAAGGACACUUCCUGUGCGAGGCCAAAAAUAACAUUGGUUCCGGUGUCAGCAAAGUCAUCUUCCUCAAAGUGAAUGUGCCCGCCCACUUUCAGACGAAGACCAAACAGAUUUCGGUGGCCAAAGGAAAGCAGGUCCAUGUGCAGUGCAACGUGCAGGGCGACAAUCCCAUCGACUUUAAAUGGAAAAUCCAGGCAACGCAACAGUAUCUCGACGAGUCGCUGGAUUCCCGCUACACAAUAAGAGAUCAAGUGCUCGACGACGGCAUGGUCUCCGAAUUGGGCAUUUCGCACACAUAUCGCCAGGAUACGGGCAUUUAUAUCUGUCAGGCGAGCAAUGCAUUCGGACAGGACGAGAUGUCCAUUCAGCUCAUCGUGCAGGAAGUGCCCGAGCAGCCGAAGAACCUUCGCAUCAACUCGCAACAGUCGCGCAGCCUUCAGCUCACGUGGAGCCAACCCUUUGCCGGAAAUAGUCCCAUCGAGGAGUACCACAUCUACUACAAACAAAUAUCAGACAUUUGGCAAAAUGCGGAGCACCUCACCAUCGCCGGAGCCCAGACCGUGAUCAACAUCCAGCAGCUGCGACCGGCAAAAGCCUAUCACAUCCGCAUGUCGGCGGAGAACAAGCUGGGCGCCUCCGAGUUCUCGGAGGUGGUGCAAGUGACCACGCUGGAGGAGGUACCCUCGGGUCCACCACUUGCCGUUCGGGCUGAGCCCAAGAGCUCCACCGAGAUCUUCGUCACGUGGGAUGCACCGGAACGGGAUCACUGGAACGGCAUCCUGCUCGGCUACUACGUGGGCUACCAGAUGUCGCUGACGCCCGAGGACAAGGAGGUGAAUCCCACGCAGGGAUUCAGCUUCAAAACCGUCGAGGUGCGCUCUCAUUUCGGUGGCGAGACGGUGCUGGCCAAUCUCAACAAGUUCACCCAAUACCACGUGAUUGUGCAGGCCUACACGAGCCAGGGUAGCGGACCACCGAGCAAGGAGAUUGCCGUGCAAACAAUGGAGGACGUUCCCUCAUCGCCGCCUGAAUCGCCGCAGUGCGAUGUCCUGGGCUCCACUUCGAUCUAUAUCACCUGGUCACCGCCGGACAUUGAUGGCCAAAAUGGAAAAAUCAAGGGCUAUAAAGUGUUUUACAUAUCGGUGGACGAGCUGUACGAAACCGAUCCGGAGGUUGUCAAGUCAACAAAUCAAUACGUCACCAUCGAGAAUCUGCGCAAAUACACCAACUACACGGUCUGGGUUUUGGCUUACACCAAAGUAGGCGAUGGCAUGAAAACCAAACCGUUUUAUUGCCGCACCCACGAGGAUGUGCCCUCGGCCCCGCAGGCCAUCAAGGCGAUACCCGCGUCGAGCUCGAAAAUCAUAAUAUCCUGGCUGCCGCCCGACCUGCCCAAUGGUGACAUUACCGGCUACACCUUCUACAUGUCCAUGCUGGAGGGUGGACGCGAGGAGGGCACCCACAAGCGCCUCCUAGGUCCCUUCGUGGAAAUGCACGAAACGGUGCGCACCCAGGAGUCGGCCACGUACCAGUUCUGGCUGACUGCCUCCACCAAGAUGGGCGAGGGCGAGAAGACGCAGGUGGUAACUGUGCCGCCGAACAAUAAGGUGCCCGCCCGCAUAGUGUCCUUCAGCCAGCGAAUAGUCACGCCCUGGAAGGAGCAUCUGGAGCUGCCAUGCCGGAAGGUGGGAGCACCUGCUCCGGUUACCAUUUGGCGCCAGGAUGGUCACAAUAUGGAGACGAGUGCCCGCAAGACGAUAGCCAAGAAUGGCACGCUCUACAUGAAGGAGUGCCAGGCGAGUGAUGCGGGCAACUACACUUGCAGUGUGGAGAACACCUGGGGCAAGGACGAGAUCGUGUACAACAUUGUGGUAAAGGUGCCACCAGAGGCGCCCAAUCUCACGGUGAUAAAUGCCUACACGGACAGUCUGCUCCUCGAAUGGAUGGACAAUAGUCAUGGUGGUAGUCCCAUUCUGGGUUAUGUGAUCAAUUACAAGCGCGACAACGGCGAUUGGGAAGAGCUGCAGGUGGACUCGAAGACCACGUCGCACCUGCUGACCAACCUGUGGUGUGGCACUCGCUAUCAGUUGUACAUAACCGCUUACAAUAAGAUUGGAACGGGCUUACCCUGCGACAUAGUCAACUCCUAUACGAAGGGAAAUCCGCCCGUGCAACCGAAGCACUCCCAGAUGAUUACCAACAACUCAACGAGCGUCACCUGCUGGCUGGAUUCCUGGGGAGAUGGUGGCUGUGGCAUCCUGUACUUCAUGAUCGAGUCCAGGGUUUAUGGCCGAUCCUCGUGGGCAGUGGUGUCCAAUCACAUUCCGCCGACUGAGAGGAUAUACACGGUGAGCGAUCUGGUGCCCGGCACAAAGUACCAACUGAAAGUCACGGCACACAAUAAUGCCGGCUCCACCACUGCCAUCUACAACUUUACCACACUGUCUACACAAGGAGUGAUUUACAACAACGAUCACUCCACACCUGUAUCCCACCUGAGCGACCUGCCCUUCUAUGCCAAUUUCAAACUACUGCUGCCCAUAUGCUUUUCCCUACUGAUGUUGCUGGCUUUGAUUGGUGCCGCUCUAUUCCUCAGGAAGCGAAAGCUAGCCAGCCAGGCCCGUCUGGCCAGUUCCUCGAUGUCGGAGUCGCCAUCCCUGGCCAAUCUGCAGAACAAACAGAAUCGGGACCAGCAGUACCUAGCCGUGCGAUGCAAUCCGGGCACAUCUGCUCCGCGGGGAUCCAACUCCAAUGAUUCCGGCAGCUUUGGCAAGGCGGAGGGAAACGAGUACAUCGAGGACAUCUGCCCGUAUGCAACCUUUCAACUGAACAAACAGACUUAUAGCGAGAGCUCCUACAGCGGCAAUGUCUACAGUGGGCCCUACCACUCGGUGCGCGGAUCCUUUGUCUACCACGAUGUCAAGCCGGAAAGCUACCACUCCAAGGAACCGGAGUACACCAAAGUGCGGCGAAAAGUGGGUCGCCUCAGGGAUCCUCAUUCAGAGAGCCAAGAAUCGGACAAUCCAGGUUCAACAGAUUCCGAAGUUAGGAAAAUCCUAACGCUUCACAUCCCAAUUACAGAAUAUGACACACUCGGCUCCGAGUCCGACAAUGAUGUGUCUGCGCGAGCUCUAAACUCGGCCAAGUAUCGAGCACAACGUGAUACUCAGGACGAGACUUCGUCCUCCUCGGAAACCACACCCACUAGCAUGACCCGGAAGUCAAAGCCGCCCUUUGCCGCCCGGAAGGGCGGAAAGCCCGGAACGAGCGGAAAGCGGCACGUCCGAAGUUCCAGUGGCUAUUCGAGCCACAAUGAAGAAACUACUUUUAGCAUAUCCAACUAUCCACCAAACUAUCAGGACCACAUAAAUCCACCAGCUCGUUUUUCGGAUGCCAACGACAAGACGAAGACCCAGACGUCGCCACGGAUGCGUGCCAAUCAGAAACUACACCGGGAGGCUUUCCAGAUAAAUGUCUAGGCCACCAGGACGAAGGGAGUUAAUUUUUAAACGUAAUCUUAAACUGCAAGAAUGUAUAAACGAAAAUUGCGCGUGACGAAACUGUACAAUUUGUUUGUAAAUCCACCCAAAAACAAGGAGACAAAUUCAAAAUUGUAUUGAUAUUUCGACAGACUUGAAAGAAAUCCACUUCCAGCUAAAUGAAAAUGAAUUGAAAACCAUACCUAAAGUCAGUGAAUAAAAUGCAUUUCAACUAUUUACAAAAGAGCGAAAAAGAAACGAUAGUGAGGCAGUUGGAGAUAAGUGAAUGAAUCGAAUAUUAAACAGAUUUAGAGGUAAAUUUGAUUUUCAACGAACAUCGGUUUUUGCAAUCGAACGGAUACAGCGCGAGAAAUAAACCAUAAGACUUAUUUACACACUGAUUAUGCUUAGUUAAACUUGAAGAGCUGCGUAAGUGUAAUGGAGAUAAACUUGAAAAAGUUGAGGCGAAUGCAGACAUGGAGGAAUAUAAAUAAAUUAAUGUUAUAGAUCCUAAAUUAAGCAUUUAAUGUAUGAUAAACUGAACUGCGGCAGGCCGCAGAUGUGAAAUGUCGGGCAAAAGCAGAUAACAUAUAGUACUAUAAACGCAUAAUAAUACUAUAAACGAAGGGCCUUCGUGCCAGGCGAUUAUUGAAGAGAAUGCCGAAAAUCUUAGCAUUUGUAGUGAAUUAUGGACAUUUCGUUGAACUGCAUUGUUUGUUUCCAGUUUUCAAGUUUUGCAUCAGUUUGUAAGUGUUUGCGACCAGAAUACUUCACAACUGUUAGCUAGUUAUUUAAAUAAAUAAAAAUGAAAAUAAAUUAAUUUACGGGGAUACAAUAACACGAAUGCAUUCGGAUAGUUUAUGAAACUGUUGUACAUAGCUAAGCGUCAUACAAUUACUUCUAAAAAUCGUAUUAUACAACAAAACCGAGCAUAUGAACGUAUUAAAUGUUAGAGGAUGAUAUUACCGAAAGCCAAACCAGCAUGCAUUUCCACAAGCCGAAACUAAGCGACCGCUCAAAACUAGACCCAAUACCAACAAUACCCACAGAUAUAGCCGAAUAUUUGCCAAAUAGCAUACACAUCCGAUACACAGACACUGCUCCUGUACCAUAUAGACACGCGAUAUACAUAUACAUACAUAUAUAUCAACUCUAUUUUCCAAUAGCUACUAUAACGACAAACAACAACCAAGCAACCAAUUACAUGACAAUAUGACACAACAAGUACACACAUAUGAAAAGCAUUAACGCGAAAAACCAAAGAUUGUAAACGUAAUUCCAGUCGUGGAUGAUAAACUUAUAAAGUUGAAGUUGAACGAAUUAAUUAGAAUCGAGAACACAUUUGGCAACUUUUCAGACUGCACAAGAAAAACAAAAAAAAAAAAAAUUGUAAGCAUUUAAUACACUUCAACUGCAGUACUCGGUUGUAAAUUUGAAAAAAGGUGUUUUGGCACAUUGCGAUUAAGAAAAAGAAAACAAGCAAGUUGUAAA
Molecule: messenger RNA, 7815 nt
Organism: Drosophila melanogaster (fruit fly)
Lineage: Eukaryota; Metazoa; Arthropoda; Insecta; Diptera; Drosophilidae
Gene: Dscam4
Product: down syndrome cell adhesion molecule 4
Exons: 32
Coding region: 517-6324 (1935 amino acids)
Biological process (GO): cell adhesion; animal organ development; neuron projection morphogenesis
Cellular component (GO): membrane
Source: RefSeq, marked reviewed